UUGGACACGCCUCCUGACAAAACGUCACAUCCAAACAUGGCAGCUUACUUGAGCCGGUUACACCACAUUUCGCUUCACGUUUCUAACGUGGAGAAAAUAGCGAACGACCUUGUCUCUAAAUUCAAGUUUAAUUUGUUUGCUACCAGACUAACCGACAGGUCCAGGCAGCUGGCUUUCAGAAAAGGAGCGGCAGUUUUCGUCGUGAAUGAGAGACCAAACCAGAGUAGUGUGAGAUUGAAUGAAGAGCUACCGUUACAGGGCAUCACUAACACAUAUUCAACUGUUUCGAAAUACAGCCAGGAUAAUUGUACGAAAUGUCUUUACGAUGUGAGCCCAUAUUACUCGGUGGAUACUGUAAGCAACGUGUGUUUCGAGGUGGAGGAUGUGGAAAGGUCAUUCAGAGCUCUUCGCCAUCUGGGCUGCAAUUUCCUGGUGCCUCCCACGACAGUUACGGACGAGAGUGGUCUUGUCACCUACUCUGUGGUUAAAUCUGUUGUGGGAAAUGUGUGCCACACACUAAUCGACAGGACAAAAUACGAGGGAAGCUUCUUGCCUGGGUUUGAUGUCAUUGAAAAGCACUGCUGCUUGGAAGAAGAGGACAUGUCUUGUCCAAUCACUCAUUUUGAUCACAUAACUUAUGCCUGUCCCAGGAAAACAACCCACCAGGUCAUGGGGUGGUAUGAGAAGCUCUUUGGUUUUCAGAGGUUUUUCAUUGAUAGUAAUGAAGAUGUGGACAAAGGUUUUGUCGUAAACCAGGAGGGCAUUGGACUACGUCUUACCGCCAUGGAGUACUGGAAAUGCAGCAAAGCAGGCAUCGCUCUCCCCUCUGUGGACAAAAAAGAGCCUGACUGCAAGUUUGUCAUUGCAGAAUCACUGCCUGAACAAGGCAGGAAUCAGGUUGACACCUUCUUGGAGAAGCACAGGGCCCCAGGGAUCCAGCACAUUGGGCUGUACACAAAAGACAUUGUUUCUACUGCACAUGCGAUAGCUGAAGCUGGUGUCCAGUUUUUCUCCCCUCCUCCUGCCUACUACACCAAGGUGGGAAAACGGCAGGAGAUAGAGGAGGCAGGACACAGCCCCCAGAUGCUGGCGCAGCAUGGCAUUCUCCUGGACACAGACCUGCACCAGGAUCCCUCAUCACAGGCAGAAUACCCUGAAAACAAACGAUACCUUCUUCAGGUGUUCACCAAGCCCAUCUUUGCAGACGACACCUUCUUCCUCGAGCUGAUAGAGCGAAGAGGGGCGACGGGUUUUGGUGAGGGGAACAUCAGGGCACUGUGGAGGUCGGUGCAGGCACACAUGGAGAAUGAGAGGGAGGAUUCUCAAGGAGAGGGAUCCCCAAAAACGGUGCAAACUGCUCAGUAUUAGUCACUCCAAACAUUUUUAGCUGAGGUCAUUUGUAUUGCAUGGAUUUUUUAUAUAUCAAUGUGAGAGCACAUAUUAGGGAAAAAAUAUGUUAAAUGUAAAAAAGAUGUAAUAUAUUUACAGAAGAGUUUUCCACAAAUGCUCUUUAUUUCAGUAGUGGAUUUGGUGGUAAAUCUUAAGUUACACCUUGCACUGUUAACAAAGUACAGAUUAUAUAUUGUAUUAAUAUAUAGCUUUGAAUGUGACUUAACAGAUUAAAGACUUAGAACUGCACUGUGAACAAAGUGGUACACUCGAAAUGUUACAACAAAAAUACACUUGCUGUAGCAGUAAAAGAAUGUCUUUGUUUUCACUGUGUCAAAGCAAAACAACUGACUGACUCCAGAGCAACUGUUCCUUAAUAAAUCUGUUACUCACAGUA
This is a messenger RNA of Siniperca chuatsi (mandarin fish), 1786 nucleotides long. It is a transcript of the gene hpdl, whose product is annotated as 4-hydroxyphenylpyruvate dioxygenase-like. The transcript is spliced from 5 exons. Gene Ontology annotation, biological process: aromatic amino acid metabolic process. NCBI's taxonomy places the organism in Eukaryota, Metazoa, Chordata, Actinopteri, Centrarchiformes, Sinipercidae. The record is from RefSeq and is a predicted model, not a curated record. Bases 37 to 1368 code for a protein of 443 amino acids. Gene Ontology annotation, molecular function: 4-hydroxyphenylpyruvate dioxygenase activity.